Messenger RNA from Pundamilia nyererei, 3376 nucleotides. RefSeq names its product transmembrane channel like 3 (gene tmc3). The record is from RefSeq and is a predicted model, not a curated record. The transcript has 20 exons. The coding region runs from base 1 to 3342 and encodes 1113 amino acids. Gene Ontology annotation, cellular component: plasma membrane. NCBI's taxonomy places the organism in Eukaryota, Metazoa, Chordata, Actinopteri, Cichliformes, Cichlidae. Gene Ontology annotation, molecular function: mechanosensitive monoatomic ion channel activity.
AUGAGUACAGUGUCUGAGUCUCUAGAUGGGAGCAGCAGGUCUCUGUCUGCAGCCAGGAGACACAAGAGUAUCAGGAAAACCUCCAGGAGGAUUUAUUCUGCCUACCAGGACCACCAGGAGGGCUCCUCAGAUGAAGAAGACAAAGUAGAUGAGAGGGUGGACAGCAAUGAUCCAGAGGAGAUGUUCCAAAACAUUCAGUACCAGAAGGAGAUCAUCGCCAAUAUUCGGACUAGGCCCUGGCCAAUGAGGCGCAAACUCAAAGUCCUAAAGCAGGCCAGAGAGAUUGUUCUGAGAUAUGAGGGCCGACUAACCAGAACCAGAGGUUACCAGACCGCAGGAGCUGAUCUGCUGAAGAAACUUUCCCGUUUGCUUUACAACAUUGUGGUGCUGUUCAUUCCUUGGGAAGUCAGGAUCAAGAAAAUUGAAAGUCACUUUGGGUCAGGCGUGGCCUCCUACUUUAUCUUCCUCCGCUGGUUGUUUGGGAUCAACAUUGUUCUCACCAUCAUGACUGGAGCCUUCAUUGUCCUACCAGAGCUGCUGGCUGGAGCACCAUUUGGAACAACAAGAAGUAAAACUAUUCCCAAGGAACACCUGGCUUCAGCCCAGGACCUGGACACCAUCUGGUCUCUUGGGGGCUACCUCCAGUACUCUGUGUUAUUCUAUGGUUACUAUGGCAGGGUGAGAAAAAUCGGCAGUGCAGGGUACCGAUUACCCCUUGCCUACUUCCUGGUUGGAAUGGCUGUCUUUGCCUACAGUUUCAUCAUUCUGUUGCGAAAAAUGGCAAAGAAUUCACGCCUGAGCCUGGCCAGUGCUUCUGAUGAAAGCUUCACUUUCUGCUGGAGAGUGUUCUGUGCCUGGGAUUACCUGAUAGGAAACCCAGAGGCUGCAGAGAGCAAAGGAGCUGCCAUUGUUAACAACAUCAGGGAAGCCAUUGUCGAGGAGCAAGAAAAGAAGAAGGAUACCAGUCUUGCAGUUCUGAUCAGUCUACGGAUCUUGGCCAACAUCCUGGUGCUCCUCUCUUUAGCAGGGAGCAUAUACAUCAUUUACUUUGUGGUGGAUCGUUCUCAGAAACUGGAGCAGGAGAAGCCGGAGCUGACGCUAUGGGAGAAGAAUGAGGUGAGUGUAGUGGUUUCUCUCAUCACCAUGAUUGCUCCAUCUGCUUUUGAACUGGUGGCUCAGCUGGAGAUGUACCACCCACGAACCUCACUGCGAUUCCAGUUGGCCAGGGUCCUUGUCUUAUACCUUGGGAAUCUCUACAGUCUCAUCAUUGCUCUCCUUGAUAAAGUCAACAGUAUGAGCUCUGCUGUCCACGUGAGUAACAGUAACUGGAAUGAGUCCCGCUCCUUUCUGGCCACAAUAUCUCAUCCUGAGGGAAACAGCCUCUCCACCCUAGUGUCAGAUAUCUCCCUCUCUGAGAAUCACAACAGCACCACAGCAACCAUCGCCACAGUGCUGGCUGUAACCAGCAGGAGCAGCUCAGGGGACGUCUACAACCAGACAGCUGUGUUUGAAAAGAACACCCGACAACAGGAUCAGUGCUGGGAGACUUAUGUUGGACAGGAGAUGUUGAAGCUGUCCAUCAUUGACAUGAUCUUCACAGUGGCGAGCAUCCUGCUCAUUGACUUCAUCAGAGGUCUAGUGGUUCGCUACCUCAGUGACUGCUGCUGCUGGGAUUUAGAGAGCAAAUUUCCUGAAUAUGGAGAAUUCAAAAUAGCCGAGAAUGUCUUGCAUCUAAUUUAUAACCAAGGAAUGAUCUGGAUGGGGGCAUUUUUUUCUCCCUGUCUUCCUGCCUUUAAUGUGCUGAAGCUGAUUGGUCUGAUGUAUCUGAGGAGCUGGGCUGUACUUACCUGUAAUGUUCCCCAUCAGCAGGUCUUUCGAGCAUCCAGGUCAAACAACUUCUACCUGGCUAUGCUGCUUUUCAUGCUGUUUUUGUGUAUGCUGCCCACCAUCUUUGCUAUAGUGAGAUACAGACCAUCACAACACUGCGGACCUUUCAGUCAGUGUUUUUUCAAACCUUCUCAGGAGCGCACUGAAGACAAGAAGAAAGUCUUCCAGAUGGCUGCAGCAAGACUACAGAUUCCAGAGGCUGCUGCAGACAAAAAGUCAGAUCAUGAGGAAAACAACAUCGCCAGCCAAGAGUCCUCUAACCACACCCCAUCUCCCUGUCAGAAUAGCAGCACCACAAACUUUGAAUCCCCUGUUCAUCGUGGGAAUUGCAUCCGCACCAUCACGAAAUCAGUAUCUAGAGGAGACCUGAACAGAGGAGGUGUGGCCGGAUCUAUCAGAAGUCCAGCAGUAACCGUACUGCCCAAACAUUGGCUGGAGCACAUUCCUAACAGGCCUCCACCUUUUCUUGGUGGUCCUAGUGGUACCUGCAGAUCCAAGUCCUACCAUCACAUGGUAUACAAUUCUCCACCUCACUGUUCUGACAGCAUUCACUCUGACCCCUUGUGCAGGAAGACUGUACAUUCUGUUCAUCCAGUUGAAGCUGCUGGGAUCAUUACUGCACAGAGUUAUAGAGGACGCCGUGGUCACACCACCCGCUAUGUGAUUGUCAAUGAGCAUGAACCCAGGAAAAAGUUGCUGCGCUCAGCCACACGGAUCCCACGCCAUUAUUUCAUGGAGGAACCCACAGAGAUCAUGGAACUGUACCCACGUAAUGUCAGACGCUACACACCACGCAAUGCUCACAGUAAACCACGUCCUUACCAGUCCCACGCAUCACAGCAACAUCCAAGUGAAGAGGAUGAGGAGGAAGACCAAGGGAAAGGCAGGAGAAAGAUGUCACUAGGGAAAACUCAUCGGGCCCGCUCACCGUCUAACCUCCAACAGCCAGCACAUUUCUACAUUGGUGACCGUCUAGAAACCUACAUAACUAUAUCUAAAGAAAACCACACAGCUCAAGGAAGAUAUGGGGCUCAAGACGUAGAUGAAGAGGAGAAUGGAGUAGGAGAAAUAGCCUGUGGAGAUGAAGAGUCACACUCUGAGUCACAGGCUAAUGUGAGAGUAGUUGACCCUCUUCUUCUGCAAACCAGAUGUCACAUUCAUUCCCCGAGAAGACAGUAUCUGUCUCAAACUCGGGCCAGGCAUGUUGAGCCUCAUGUGAAGUCCAAGACAAAGCAAAAGCUGGAGAAUGUGCAGACUGAGUCCGACUCAGCUUCCCUGGCCUCUAGCAGUGACCAGCAGAAUAGCAGCAAUGACCAGUAUAUUCAGGUUAUCCACAACAAGGAGCGCUAUUUGAAGUCUGGAGCCAGGCAAGGACAAAUGGCCAAAAAGAAAUCCAAAACCAGCUUUGAUCUAAAAAUCACUGAAUCUAAUGAUCUGGUCUGCUCCAAUGUUUGAAAUGUUGGUUUCUGUUAAAUAAUAUAUGUAGCAU